Zeugodacus cucurbitae (melon fly) is the source of this 4293-nucleotide messenger RNA. RefSeq names its product odorant receptor 7a-like. Gene Ontology annotation, biological process: sensory perception of smell; detection of chemical stimulus involved in sensory perception of smell. The record is from RefSeq and is a predicted model, not a curated record. The transcript is spliced from 3 exons. Gene Ontology annotation, molecular function: odorant binding; olfactory receptor activity. Gene Ontology annotation, cellular component: plasma membrane. Lineage: Eukaryota; Metazoa; Arthropoda; Insecta; Diptera; Tephritidae. The coding region runs from base 2707 to 4101 and encodes 464 amino acids.
GUUCUAUAUCUAUAUCAAUUUAAUAAUUAUUUACAAACAUAAAAUGCUCAAAUAAAUAAUAAUUUAAUUGCAGUUAACCACCUCAUGUCAAUUAAAUUACUUGGUUGUGAUUGAAUUAAAUUUUGCUUAUUAUUUUAAAUUACUUUUCUCUGGGAAAUAGAGCAGUUUUUUUGAGUACUUGGUACUGUCCUACUUUAGUUAUAAUUCCGCCUAAAUGUAAUUUGCCGAAUUGGCUAUUUCCACAUCCAAUCGUUCAGCAAUUUUACAUUAUAUAAUUUACUAAUAGUAUGCAUUUAGUUUCAUUUGGUUAAUAUUUGUGGCACAGAUUUACUGUCACCGCACAAAUGAAGCACUAAUUGCUUUUGACUUAAACCACAUUAAAAUCUAACUACUUUUCCAUUACUAAUACAAUACUGCGUAUUUUGGUAGAGGAGAAUUAUGUGUAUGGGAGAAUAAUAAAUUUACCAGCAAAGGAUGAUGUGUGAAAUUUUACGAUGCGUUAUUGUUCAUGGUUGAUCACAAGGUUCAACUGAGUGAAAGGGUGGAAAUUAUAUUUUAAAUCAUAAUGGUUUUGUUAUAUAAAAACAAUUUUAUAUUUUUCCAUAAAGAAACAAAGUCUUUAAAAUGUAAACAUAAAGAAUCUUUCGCGUAAUGCUAGAUGCACAACUUCUACUCUAAUUACAAAUACGCGAAACCUGUUUUUGAUCUUUCUUUGAUAUUCUGACUUUUCAAUUACACUGCUUUAUUCUCCAACCACCUCAACACUAUAAACAAAAGUGGCGAAUAAUUUACAGUUAACUUACAUUUUGAGGUUUGCGGCAAGUGUACUUUGAAAUCAUGAGUUUUUCUAAUUUCACUGCCUACACAAUACAAAUUCAAUUGAAACUUUCUUUCAGUGGCAUCAUUGAAACUUGCAAUAAACAAAGUUAUAUCUGCCGUGUUCUCCGCUCAUCAUCCCAUGCACUCAUGCUAAGCUUAAAUCGAAUUUUUAUUUUUAAUCAGCUGUGCAACAAGUUUUUUAUCACUUUUCAGUUGCAUGUGUCGAUGUGGCUACGUUGAACUUUGUAACAUGCAACUGUCAAUAAAAACUCUUGUCUAUCCAAAAACAAAGAGACCACAAUCAUUCCACUGUACGAAAUUGAAAAUGUUGAAGCUCGAAUACGGUGCACUAAAAGUCCAAUAAAAGUGUAGAGGUGUACAAUACAUAUAGUUUGGAGUGUAUGUAUUGUAGACUGGUGCAGUAACUAUAGCGAAGUUCAGCUUCAGUUUAAUGCUAGGGAUCUCAUAAUAAAACAUGUGCAAGUAAAAGUAAGGCAGGUAAUUUCAGAUGGAGUGUUUCAUAGCACUCACUCCAUUUAUUUACGUGCAUCGUGUACAAAAGUGAAGUUUUUCUUUGAAAGAGCUGUCUUAAAAAUUUAAGAAUGCCUCUGAAAGGCUACUGAAUUUUAUGAUAAGUGUUUUUUUUAUAAGGCAUGAGCUCGUAGGUGUGACAUUGUCUAUGGCGUUGAGUCAGUUGAGUUGGUACAGAAUAGUUUAUUUUAUUUAAGAUUUCAACUCUUGAACAAUGUUAAAGUAGUCACAUGCAAGAUUUACUUGGCUGUUAUAGUUGUCAUUGCACAAAAGUUGAUUUGUUUUUGUUUUUACUUCAACUUAGACUGUUAACUGGAAUCCCAGUCACCGCCAAUAAGACUUUUUGCGUAGUAGGGACUUUUGGAUUGCUGACUUUUUAACUACUUAUUUUGAAGUUUGUUAAAUUUUUGGGCCGUAAGGGAAAUUUCUGAACUUUGGUUGUUAUUGCAGCAGCUUGAUAUAUUUUGUAGAAUUCAGUUGUGGUGACAGUCUUCAAAUAGAUAUAAAUCAGGGUGGAUAUCGAAGAUGUCUUGGAGAAUCGUUUUUUUGUGCAUUAUGAGAUGGAUUAUCUAUGAAAUCGAUAACGAAGACUAUAGUAGAUGGUUUGAAUAUAAGAUAUUGAAACGAAAUCAGAAAAACUUCAUAAAUAAAUCGAAAACCUUUCGAAUAUUUAAAUCAUGAUAUGUUUGAACUAGAGUUCGUUUCACGAAAAAUUGCAUAGCUGGAUAGCUUGAGCACCUUAAAAGUUAAUUCUUUUUAUACAAAGCUCUCACUUCACUUCAUAUAGCUCUUUCUAGUAAAGAUAUUUGCGAACCAAUGCUUAUUGUAUUUAGCAAAUUUAUUAAGUACAUAUAUGAAUCGAUAUUCUGAAGUUCAUUUAAAUAGGCGUAUCGAAAUUGAAAAGUCACACCAGCAGGUGUUUGGAAAUAUUUGCAAAUCAUUUAAGGUUUUCAAUAAUCAUAAAAUAUGCACUUUCCAUAAAUUCUAAAACCCAGCAAGAAAUAUUUGUUAAUGAGAAAAAUAAUACUACAAUCGCUCAAAGCAGUCAAUAGAUAUGCAAAUCGGCAACAGCUCUAGCUUUCCUUAAGUAGCAACUGACUUGAAGAGAAGUUAAAUAGAGAGGUUCUGACUCUAAUGCCCUUAGAGACUACUUAUUGAGUGCGAAGUCUUCGUCAGGGAAUCAGUAGCCAUAGUAUUGAUAUGGAUAUCUGUCGAUAUUACCUUUAUUCAGAUAGAUUCGAGCUCCGCAAAAUCGUUACAAAGUUGCAAAUCAUAGCUCACCACUACUUUAUGGAUUUAUAAUCCGUUUUCCACUAUCUCCUGGAUAAUGAAAAUAUAUGUAGCAGAUAAGAAUGAAUGUUUCUUGAAAACAGAAAUAAACACAUUUUCCAACUGGUGCAUACAAAUGCAUUUAUAACGAUUUAUAAAAUUUUUACAAGUUCUCUUCAACUUUCAAGUUCGAAAGUAGUUGCAUAUUUGAAUAGAUGCCAUGGGCUACAUAAACCCCAAAUCACGAAACAAAUGCCAAUAGUUGAUUUCAUAAACACCCAAAACACACUGAACACAAUGUUCGAUUUGAUAAAAGGACGCGGUCGUACGGUAUUUGCCUCACGUGAUGCCGUCAUUUAUCUGUUCAAUAGUUUCAGAUAUAUUGGCUUUAAUCCACCGGCGACAUAUCGUGUGCCAUAUUUCAUGUACUCAGCCAUCAUAACAUUCUUCGCUGUGGUCUUCUCGCCGGUUAUCUUCAAUGUCGGCUGGUUGCGCGAUCGCAAUAAGCUCUCAGUUAUGGAGAUUCUAACUUGUGUGCAGGCUUCACUAAAUGUCAUGGCUGUGCCACUUAAGUGCAUCACACUGGCAAUGGCACAUAAGCGUUUGCGUGGCAUCGAACCAAUGGUGACCGAAUUGGAUGAGCGUUAUACAACAGCAGAGGAUAAGGCUAAGAUCAAGCAGUGUGCUGUGACCGGUAAUCGGUUGGUUUUCGGUUUUGCUGUUUCGUAUUUUCUUUACGAAACAUUGACGGUGGUCUCCGCUUUGGUGGGUGGUCAUGCACCGCUUUCGCUCUGGAUACCCAAUGUCGAUUGGCACAGAUCCACUUGGGAGUACUGGCUGCAGGUUAGCUUCGAUUCAGCUGUGCUCUUCUUUUUAUUAUAUCAUCAAGUGUUGAACGACUCAUAUCCGGCUGUUUAUAUUUAUAUAAUACGCACGCAAGUACAACUUCUGGCGAGUCGUGUGGAAAAGUUGGGUUAUGAUGAGCAAAAGAGUGUGGAUGAGAAUUACCAGGAGCUCUUAGAGUGCAUUGUAAUACAUCAGAAAAUAUUGAAAAUUGUCAGCAUUGUCGAGAGCGUUGUAUCUAUAACGGUAUUCACACAAUUUCUCGUCGCCGCGCUUAUACUUGGCGUCACCAUGAUUAACAUUUUCAUAUUCGCUGAUCUCACGACGAAAAUCGCUUCGUCAACCUACUUCUUCUGCGUGCUGCUGCAGACCUCACCGACAUGCUACCACGCCUCUUAUUUGCUAGCCGAUUGUGAUGAGUUACGCAUUGCUAUUUUCCAUUGCAAUUGGAUUGUGCAGAAUAAACGUUUCAAUAAUUUGCUAAUCUAUUUUUUACAUCGCUCACAGGAUUCUAUACCAUUUUUCGCUUUGAAAUUGGUGCCCAUUAAUUUAGCCACCAACUUAUCGAUCGCUAAAUUUUCAUUUACACUCUUCACUUUUAUUCAAGAGAUGGGUCUUGGUGAAAAUCUAAAGGGGUAGAUUUGUUUACAGAGUAAAAAAAAAAAUAAUAAUAAUAUUUAGAGCACGCUUGUAGUACUUAAAUUAAAAUAAAUAUUAAUUUGAUAGCAAUUGUAAUAACACUAUACGAGAAUAUCGACUUUUUUUCUCCGUAUUGAACCAAACAAAUUAUUUCCAGGUCGCAAAAACCGUACGUAAUUUUCAAGUACCAUU